Messenger RNA from Lucilia sericata (common green bottle fly), 2236 nucleotides. RefSeq names its product endothelin-converting enzyme 1-like. Gene Ontology annotation, cellular component: plasma membrane. NCBI's taxonomy places the organism in Eukaryota, Metazoa, Arthropoda, Insecta, Diptera, Calliphoridae. Gene Ontology annotation, molecular function: metalloendopeptidase activity. The coding region runs from base 35 to 2101 and encodes 688 amino acids. Gene Ontology annotation, biological process: protein processing. The record is from RefSeq and is a predicted model, not a curated record. The transcript has a single exon.
CGGUUGUGAAAUACUUAAAUUUUGUUUUUAUAAAAUGAAAUUUAAUUUAAUAAAUAAUUCCUUAUAUAGUGUUAUAUUUCUAAUAUACUGUUCGUUAAAAGUAAAAAGUACGGAAGAUAUAUUCGCUAGCCCCUAUGCUAAACAAAUUCUGAAAUUAUCAAAAGCCGCAGAUAUUAAAGCAUAUUUAAAUGAAAAUAUUGAUCCGUGUGAAGAUUUUUAUACCUAUGUCUGUGGCAAGUGGCCUAUAAUUAAUCCGACAAAUGAAAAUCGCAAAAUAAGAACGGAUAAAUUUCAAGAUAUAUCAAAGGGCAUUGAAAAAAGACUGAAUAGGUUGUUACUAGAGGAAAAAAGCGGAAAAGAUGAUGGUGAAGAUAAAAUCAAAGACUUCUAUGCUUCGUGUCGAAAUGUUUAUUUCAAUAAGGAAACAUAUAAGAAAACUUUGGCGAACAUCUAUAAAGAUUUUGGUGAAUUCUCGGCUUUCAAGACAGAGGAACAAGUAAAUAAUAACAAUUCUAAAUGGUGGGCCACGGUGGCUCGAAUUCAAUAUAAGUACGCAAAGACUAUAAUAUUAUCGGUGUUCAUUUUGGACGAUAUUAAAAACACGUCGAAAACAAUACCCUAUAUAAGUCCACCGGAAUUUAAAUUGGCCAAUGGAGGUGAUAACAUGAUGCAAAAUAUGGAAACCACUUUAAUACGCAAAUAUUUACAGUCGUAUUUGCAUAUGGCUGCAGAAGAUGCCGCUAUCACUGCGCAAAAUAUAAUUACAUUCGAAAAUAAUUUAACAUGGGGUGCCACAGAUGUGCGUCUGGGUAAAAGUGUGGACGAACUGCUAACACUCUACGAUACUAUAGAUUUGAUAGAAAAAUAUAAGUAUUUAUUUGAUGUAAAAGAAUAUUUAGAAAUUGUAUUAGGUACCAAAGAUCUACCAGCACAGAUAUAUGUAUACGACGAAUCUUAUCUGGAGGGUUUACAUGAUAUUUUCAACACCACUGACACUGAACUUGUAGAGGACUAUAUUCUUUGGUUAUUUUUAGAGGAAUUUAUAGUAGAUCUCAGACACAGCGAUUUUCAGCUAGAUUGCAUAGAUCAAACAAGAAAAUAUUUUGGUAAAUUUGUGGAUCAUGUAAUUUACAAUCAAUACCGCAGCAAAGAGUUUGAGAAUGACAUCUAUGAGUUGUGGGAUAAUAUUAAGAGCACACUGAGGCACAAUUUUGAGUCUAAGAAAUAUGAUUGGAUAUCACCUGAGACAAAACAAGAAGCCAUCAAAAAAUUAAAUAACAUGAACUUAAGCCUAAACUCGUACGACAAUGACAAUUUUAUUGAGAUGUUUAAAAACUUGCACAUAGAUCCCUCAAACUAUGUGCUUAAUGUCAAAAAUAUUUUGCAGCAUGCCGAGUCUUUAAGAGAAAAUAAACUGGAGAAGAAAACCCAAGAGGAUACUGAAUUAUUAAGUUACACUCCUGUCUAUAAUGUUUUGGCAAAUAAAAUAAAAAUUCCUAUUUCUAUGCUGCAGCCAUAUUUCAUUUGGGAUCCAGUCUAUCCCAAAGCCAUACAAUACGGCACUUUAGGUUAUCUCAUCGCCCACGAAGUUAUUCAUGGCUUUGAUGACGAGGGUCGUAAUUAUGAUUCCCUGGGAAGAGUUUUUAACUGGUGGGAUGAGACAUCCGCCAAGGAGUUCGAAUUCAAGCGUAAGUGCUUUGAGGAACAAUAUCACAACUACAAAUAUGACGGAAAACCUUUAGCUAAAAGUGUUUUGCAGUCGGAAAAUAUUGCCGAUAAUGGUGGUGUAAAUAUAGCUUACGGGGCCUAUAUGCGUUGGUUGAAUAAGCAAAAACUUUCAAAAUCCCAUGUGGAAGCUAAUGACACCCUACCUCGCUUGCCUUUUAAUAAUCGUCAAUUGUUUUUUAUUAGCUUUGCCCAACUCCUGUGUGAGGAUACACUUUCAACGUUUCGUAGUACCUAUGCUAACGAUGAUAUUCAUGCACCGCCAAUGUAUAGAGUUAUUGGUUCAUUGUCUAACUCUAAACAGUUUAAUUGGCUAUUUAAGUGCGACAAUAGAACAUGUAACAUGAAUCCAACGAAGAAAUGUCAAAUUUAUUAAUAUUUUGUGAAAUUUUAAUAAAUAAUUUUAAAAUAAUCCCACCAAGAGUUAAGAUUUUUUCUUUAUUAGGAGUAAUAUGUUAUCUAGUUAUCUUGAGAUAUUUUGUAAAAAACAGUUUUUUAUGGUUAAUUUGAA